Messenger RNA from Lasiodiplodia theobromae, 660 nucleotides. Its product is annotated as Cysteine dioxygenase. Gene Ontology annotation, molecular function: cysteine dioxygenase activity; ferrous iron binding. Bases 1 to 660 code for a protein of 219 amino acids. NCBI's taxonomy places the organism in Eukaryota, Fungi, Ascomycota, Dothideomycetes, Botryosphaeriales, Botryosphaeriaceae. The record is from RefSeq and is a predicted model, not a curated record. Gene Ontology annotation, biological process: L-cysteine catabolic process. The transcript is spliced from 4 exons.
AUGACUGCUUUCGACACCAGCGUUGCCUCAGUGCCCAGCCCCGGGCUUCCCAAGACGCAGGAGCUGGACGCGUUCCAUACGCUUGUCCAGGACCUGAGCCGAGUCCUCGGGCCUUCCUCCGGUAUAGACUCAGAAGACGUCGAUCCCGCGGAGCUCCAAGCCCUGAUGGAAAGGUACACUUCCAGUCCAUCCGAGUGGCAGAAGUACGCCUUGGGCGACUACAGCCGAAACUACACUAGAAACCUAGUAGACAAAGGAAAUGGCAAAUCAAAUCUGCUUAUACUAGUCUGGACUCCCGGCAAGGGCUCCCCCAUUCACGACCAUGCGAAUGCCCACUGCGUAAUGAAGGUCCUCAAGGGUACGCUGAAGGAGACCCUGUUCUCGUGGCCCGAUCCAGACCUGGCCAAAGAGGGGAAGCCGGCACCCCCGCAGGUCAAGAAGGAAACGCUCUAUCAUGAAAACGGAGUCACGUACAUGUCCGAUCAGCUGGGGCUCCACAGGAUCUCCAAUCCGGAUCCCGAAAACGUGGCCGUGUCGCUUCACCUCUACACGCCGCCCAAUGCCGAGUACUUUGGCUGCCAGAUAUUCGACGAGAAGACGGGGAAGGCCAGUCACGUCUCGCAAUGCAACUUCUUCUCUGUCGUUGGUCACAAGCUCUGA